Coniophora puteana RWD-64-598 SS2 is the source of this 2509-nucleotide messenger RNA. RefSeq lists its product as uncharacterized. Gene Ontology annotation, molecular function: damaged DNA binding. The transcript is spliced from 11 exons. The record is from RefSeq and is a predicted model, not a curated record. Gene Ontology annotation, biological process: mitotic G2 DNA damage checkpoint signaling; double-strand break repair via homologous recombination. The annotation marks the transcript as partial. NCBI's taxonomy places the organism in Eukaryota, Fungi, Basidiomycota, Agaricomycetes, Boletales, Coniophoraceae. Gene Ontology annotation, cellular component: Mre11 complex.
ACGGACGCGUCCCCCUAACCUCUGACGUCGACAAUCGUCUCCCCUCAGGUCCUCUUGUGAUUUAUUUAGGCUUGAACAGAGGCACAGUCUACGAGACGUACGCCCUAUCUAAGGAUGUGGCUUAUUACUGGACCAUUUGACGGGGAAUUGGGGGAUAUAAAGUCUACUAAGACGAAGCUCCUGCGAACAGGGAAGACCUACCAUCUCGGGCGGAAGGACAAGGAACUCCUUGUGAGGAAUACGAAGAUAUCGGUGGACCAUGCACAGUUCACUGUGGACCCUUACACGGAGGAGGACAUGAAGGAUCCAAGUUUCGUUCCAAAGCUAGUGGUUUACAAUCAGAGGAAGAAAGAAAUGGCCGUUGCCCGACCCGACGAUGAUAAGGAUGGGAUAACGGUAGAGGCCGGCACGUCUUUUGAGUUGCGGAGUGGAGAUGCGCUUUACCCUCUUCAGACCCGGGGCCUUUACAUUGAGGUGGAGUGGAGACGUAUAACUUGUUGUAUGCCGCCUGGCAAGGGAAAGCCACCAGUUUCCAUAGAGGCAUGUGCCUCAGUAGGAAUCGGUGUUCUUCACGAAUCUCACAAACUCACGACACAUCACAUCGCUGCCAAGUUUGAGCUUAACCCGCUGCUUAUGGCUUCCCUCAUAGCGGCUGCACAGGUCGUAAGACCCGACUGGCUAGCUGGGCUCGUCAAGCUUGGCAACGAGAGCGUGCAAGAGAACCCUUACCACUGCUCUGCCCUCGAGUCUGAAUUCGCACAUCUGCCGGAGGCGAAGUACUACAAGCCGGUGUUUGGUGCUGCUCUGCCCACAGACUUGAAGUCUUUUAGGCACUGGGAGCCGAAUGAAGUGCGCAUGGAUCUGUUUGGAAGCUUUCGGUUUAUCUUGCUCCCAGGAAAGGAUGGCAAGGUGGACGGCGACCUUAGGGGGCUAGUUGUAUGUGGAGGGGCGGAGUAUGAGGUUUUCGAGGGCAGUCUGACGGGUUCUGGUGGGUGGCAGCAAGUUUUGGCCAGAGGGAAAAGGAAAGCGGACAGUUCAGGGAAGAUUUUGAUUAUCGUUGGAGAUCAGGUAGCCUUGGGUAAAGAGGCAUGGAAUUCAGUAAUUGCGGGUGCUGCGAGCCUCAACGUCUACGUUAAACCUCCCAAGGUUCUUUUAGAGGCAGUUGCGUUUGUCGACUGCAGUGAGCUAGGAAAGACGGAUCAUACCCAGGCUCGGGAAGUAACUCCUCCCGAUUCGUUACCCGACUUUGUUCCAAAUACUCAUCCUGAAGAACCAUCUAUCCCACCACCAGCGUAUUGGCGAGCAGCUGAAAAAGCUCAGGACGACGCUCCUACUCAGGAUUCUCCAGAGGAGAAAAACCAAGAGGAUUUUCUAAUGGCCGACUUAAUUCCAAAAACGAAGCCUCGAAAGGUUCUCACUCGCCGGAUUCGCCAAGCCACCGUCGAGCCUACAUCAUCUCAGCCUGCUGAAGCCAAAGCAUCGACGAGCAGACCACCGGACUCUACGGGUCGACCACCGUCUUUAAGUCGCCCUCCGGAUUCGGGUGGCAGUGUCACGGAUGGAGGUCUUCCUAUCCCAGCUAGUAUAAACCGUCCUAGAUUGAGGAGGCGAGAGCGGACACCGUCACAAAGCAAACCCUCGGGAAUAUCUGAAAUACUCCAAAUUUCCGAGGAGCCUCCUCUCAAAAAAUUCAAGGCCCUUUUUGAAGCUAGCGAUCCUGAUAAAAUGGGUGCGAGUGGCCUGGCAGUGUUCGACAAUGAUCAGAGUAUCAGGCCCUCGUCAGCGAGCAUGACACAGAGUGACAGUCUGAUGACUCCUGUGGCCGCCCCUGCCGUACUUGAAGCAGUCCCAGAAGAGGAGGAGGAAAGCACACUGUCGCAGGCUGCUCAUCAUCCGCCAGCGGAGAAAUCACCAACUCCUCCCCGGGGUCAAAGUGCGGCGCCAAACGACCAACCGUUAGACGAAACGCGAGCCCGCCCGGAUAGCAAACGAACAAAUCUGAGAAAGGAAGGAUCGAAAAAGCUCGAUACGGACGAGGCAUUCUUGAAGGCUCUCGCGUCGACGAAGAAGGGCAAGAGGACUGAGGACGACUUUGAUCGAGAGUUCAAUCAGCUACGCAUCUCGAGACCGGACUUGCAGGAGGAGGUCGACGACGAGCCUUGGAGGAUGAUCGGUGACUUUGAUGAUUUGCGGAAUAUUCGAGGGAACUUUAUGGUCGUGGUAGACCUCGACGUUCAAGACAAGGGCUGGAGAAACUCCAAUGUCAAUAGGAGCACGAACCCCCUUUGGGCGGGCCGGCCAAAUUUCAAGAAGUUCAAGAAGAAAAACUCUGCUUUCUCUCGCCCUAGGAUUGAGUUGAUGGCGAGCGAAGCGAACGACUAUGGCAUGGGCUCUGGAUAUUGGAAAGCAAGCUCGGAGACGAUGUCUUCUUCCAAGACCGCCUCUAGCACCCAGUUCCCGAGUCAAAGAGCCAUGUCGCGUCAACGUUCGGUUACCGUGGAUUUCUCGG